CUCUUCCGCCCAUUCCAUUCCCCAUCUUCUCUGUUUCCGCUCUCCGUUUCCUAGUUUAGUGGGUAGUUUUGUUGGGUCGAUAGGCGUUUGGGCUGGAUUUUAUAUUAUAAACUGUGACCAUCCCAAUCCCAAGCUAUCUCCUUUUCUGGGAUUGUGGGAGCCUUGGGUACCGCGUUAAGUGGCCAAGAGUGCUGCCUAGCGAGGAGCAGAGGCUACGCUGUGACCUGGUGUCUUCAAUUUUUUCCGUCUUUCUUUCACCCCGUCUCUGGCUCCGCUCUGCUCGUAUUUUGAGUUUAAACAGUAGAGGGUCUCGCUUGUUCUCUCUAGCUUACCUGUGCGUCUCUUUGUGGCUGGGGAAUAAGAUGGGCGAGAACGGUGCAGAGAAGCACAACCAGCAAGCAAGUUUCCCUGCGAUGGAGGUCUCCAUAGAACUGGGCCACCACCAGCAGCCCCAGGGGGGCUCCAAGUUCUAUGACGACGACCAGCGGCUCAAGAGGACUGGGACUUUGUGGACGGCGAGCGCGCAUAUUAUCACGGCAGUCAUCGGCUCCGGCGUGCUGUCGCUGGCCUGGGCUAUCGCGCAGCUCGGAUGGGUCGCCGGCCCUGCUGUCAUGCUCCUCUUCUCCUUUGUUAUCUACUACACCUCUUCUCUUCUCGCCGAUUGCUAUCGCUUCGGCGAUCCCAUCACCGGCAAGCGCAACUACACCUACAUGGACGCCGUUCAUGCCUACCUUGGGGGCUUUAAGGUCAAGUUUUGUGGGGUUAUCCAAUAUGCCAAUCUCUUUGGAGUCGCCAUUGGCUACACCAUCGCCGCUUCCAUUAGCAUGAUGGCAAUCCGGAGGUCCAACUGCUUCCAUGAGAAAGGCGACAAGAGUCCCUGCCAUAUAUCCAGCAAUCCUUACAUGAUUAUAUUCGGUGUGUCCGAGAUCAUCUUCUCCCAGAUUCCUGACUUCGAUCAGAUAUGGUGGCUUUCCAUUGUCGCUGCCGUCAUGUCCUUCACCUACUCUUCCAUUGGCCUUGUUCUCGGCAUCGUCCAGACCAUUGAGAAUGGAGGUUUCAAAGGCAGUCUCAGCGGGAUCAGCAUCGGCACCGUCACCGAAACACAGAAGAUCUGGCGUAGCCUCCAAGCCUUGGGAGACAUUGCCUUCGCCUACUCCUUCUCCAUCAUCCUCAUUGAAAUCCAGGACACAAUAAAGGCGCCGCCGCCGUCGGAGGCGAAGGUGAUGAAGAAGGCCACGAUGCUAAGCCUGGCGGUGACGACGUUCUUCUAUAUGGUCUGUGGCUGCAUGGGCUACGCUGCAUUCGGCGACGAUGCCCCCGGCAACCUCCUCACUGGCUUUGGCUUCUACAACCCCUUCUGGCUCCUCGACAUCGCGAACGCCGCCAUCGUCAUCCACCUCGUCGGUGCCUACCAGGUCUUCUGCCAGCCCCUCUUCGCCUUCGUCGAGAAAUGGGCACGUCAAACCUGGCCCAAGUCCACCUUCAUCACCAAGGAGACGAGAAUUCCCCUCAGCUCCACCAGGUCCUACAAUCUCAACCUCUUCCGCCUCGUGUGGCGCUCCGCCUUCGUCGUCCUCACCACCAUCAUCUCCAUGCUCCUCCCCUUCUUCAACGAUGUCGUCGGCCUCCUUGGCGCGCUCGGCUUCUGGCCCCUCACCGUCUACUUCCCCAUAGAGAUGUACAUAGCCCAGAAGAAGGUCCCCAAGUGGAGUACCAGGUGGGUAAGCCUCCAGAUGCUAAGCAUCGCCUGCCUCAUCGUUUCCAUCUCCGCCGCCGCCGGCUCCAUCGCCGGAGUUGUCACCGACCUCAAAGUCUACCGGCCAUUCAAGACCAGCUAUUGAGCUCAAGGCUGCCGCCUUUUGCUCUUGUUGCUGUUAUGUACUGCUAUUUCAGUUUCUUUCGCUGUUGUUGUUUGUAAUGCUUAUCAAAAGUUUAAGGGAAUUAAUGAAUGGAUGUUGAUUCCCGACCAAAUC
This is a messenger RNA of Phoenix dactylifera (date palm), 1973 nucleotides long. Its product is annotated as amino acid permease 3. Lineage: Eukaryota; Viridiplantae; Streptophyta; Magnoliopsida; Arecales; Arecaceae. The record is from RefSeq and is a predicted model, not a curated record.